Bursaphelenchus okinawaensis is the source of this 811-nucleotide messenger RNA. The record is from the annotation of a GenBank genome assembly. Lineage: Eukaryota; Metazoa; Nematoda; Chromadorea; Rhabditida; Aphelenchoididae.
AUGUUAUUACCAUCAUGUAUCAAUCAAAUAUUGUAUAUUCCGCUAGUAAUUGUAAGUAGUUGUAGUUUUAUGAACUUACAUUUAUUUAUUUUAGGGUUUAUAUGUCUUAUAUUACUUAAAUAUUGCAUUUGAAUAGCUUCUUUGUCCUUAUUUUAGCUUUAACAUCGCAAAUGCUAACUUACUUUAGGCCUUAAGUAUAGUUUUCUAAUUUAUUUUACAUAGCGUAAGUUAACUAGUUCUACCCUUUAAAUACCUUAUACCACCUUAUUUUAGCCUAUAAUAAGCGUCUUGUUACAAUGUACACAUCGAAAAGAGAAAGUAAAGUUAGUUAGUCAGUUGAGUAAAGCAGAAGCCAACAAGCGAAUCCAUCCACCCCCAAAGCCGGUAAAAGAAGCAGAGUCCAAAAAGUGAGUUAUAAUUUAAAAAUACUCUUUAAAUUUUUAAAUUUCGCUAUUUUUGUUUGAUUUCCAUAACUAUACUCAAUAUCUAAUGUCUUAGUUUUCUUUCUAAUUUGCUGCGAAAAGAAUGGCGCGUUUUGAAACUUAAUUUUACUAAAAAUAUAUUUGCCAUUCUUUUUGCUACAAGUUAUUAAGAUUAGGUAAAUUCAAAAAGAUUUUUACUUCUUGCGCAGUGCGGUUUUCAUAACUGCACCGUGCAAAAUCUAAACAUUUAUGAAUUUUAAAAGUUUUUAAACGUUUAUCACAAUAAAAACGACUUUUUCAGGACAUACGUAGCAAAGAAAAGACAUGCAGAUGACGACACACUAAAAGAAAUCAAAUCAAUUAGGAAAGACGAGGACAAAUCUGGAUAA